Fusarium coffeatum is the source of this 597-nucleotide messenger RNA. RefSeq lists its product as uncharacterized. The coding region runs from base 1 to 597 and encodes 198 amino acids. The transcript has a single exon. Lineage: Eukaryota; Fungi; Ascomycota; Sordariomycetes; Hypocreales; Nectriaceae. The record is from RefSeq and is a predicted model, not a curated record.
AUGUCGCAAAAACGCUCUACCUCGAAUCACUCACCUACCCGCAACCAAGAUUCUCUCUGUCCAGACCAUACUGACAGGCCCAAUGGGGGCCCUCAGUAUAGCGUAGAUCUGGAGAGUCGUCAAACCUCUCCUGCUCUGUCAGCAGCAAGGCCCUUGACGCAUGGAGAACAUGAAUUCCAACUGUACGCCUUGUUUGCUGGACAUUCAAAGAGCUCAAAAAGUGAGCAAGAUAAAGAUAACACGUCGACGACCCCGGAACCCAGUUCUUCCUCUGCCCCCUCAUCAAGCCCCAGCCAAGUCGCUUCGCUGGCAGAGGAGCUCCACAAAGCGCCUACUUCUGCCGCCGAGCACCAGUCUGUUGGCGGGUCCUCACGUCGAAAGAUGAUUUGCAACAGCAUCGGCAUUUUGGCGGUCAUCGCCAUCUUGUCUUUCCUCGUUUACUUCUAUGAAACCGGCAAUCCUCUAUGGAUCAUCCCGAGGCAAGAGGUACUGUCGACCCCGUACGAUCUGACGGAGCCAAUUGAAGAGCUGUAUGAAGGAUACGAUACGCCUUCCACACAAUCCCCUUUCGCCUAUGGAGCCCAGGGAAAUAUUUGA